Molecule: messenger RNA, 810 nt
Organism: Panicum hallii
Lineage: Eukaryota; Viridiplantae; Streptophyta; Magnoliopsida; Poales; Poaceae
Product: transcription factor bHLH19-like
Exons: 2
Coding region: 1-810 (269 amino acids)
Molecular function (GO): protein dimerization activity
Source: RefSeq, a predicted model, not a curated record
AUGGAGUUCAUCGACCCACUCAGCAUGCAGCAGCUCGCGGAAUCCCUCGCCAACGAGCUCUGGAACGAGCCUCCUCAAGAGCAGCAACAAGAACAACAUGAUCAACCUCGGCAAUGCAUCCCAUCGCCGACAGGCUUCUCGUUGUUGGGCAAUCUCAACCUCAUCAACAAUGCCGACGGCAGCUGUCCAAUUGUUGUCGGUGCAGGCGGCAGCGACAACGACAUGUUUUCCUUCACUGCCGGCUCGCCAGUCGCCACCGGCAGCACCGUUGGGAAAUGCUGUUCAUCAUCGACGACGGAGAAGAAAUGCAGCGGCGGCCGGAAGCCGAGCUCGAGCGUGAAGGAGCACGUCAUCGCCGAGAGGAAACGGCGGGAGAAGAUGCACCACCAGUUCGCAACGCUCGCGUCCAUCAUUCCCGACAUCACCAAGACAGACAAGGUGUCUGUCUUGGGCAGCACCAUCGAGUACCUGCACUACCUGAGGAACAGGCUCAAGACAUUGCAAGAGACGAAGCACCAACACAGCAGCAGCAGAACCGCUGAGUCACCCACCACGUUGAACGCACGAUGCUGCAUUGCCUCCGAGGAUGAAGGUGCGGCGAGCCCCAAGAUCGAGGCGGACGUGCAGGGGACGACGGUUCUUCUGAGGGUGGUGUGCCGGGAGAAGAAGGGGGUGCUGAUCAUGGUGCUCGCGGAGCUGGAGAAACACCGCCUGUCCAUCAUCAACACUAACGUUGUGCCGUUUGCCGAGUCAUCACUGAACAUCACCAUCACGGCACAGGUACCUUGUGCCCUCUGUCCAAAAGUAUGA